GCCGCUGCUGUCCAUGGCUGGAAACAAUUUAGUCUCUCGUUAUUUGAGAAUCGCGGCGCUUGGCGCACGUCGUCGGUCAUCGAAAGAUGAGACAAGUGUGUGCGUGUGUAUGUGUAUUUACGUGAAUGAUGGUCACGAACACGGUUGGAAUUCUGCCUGAUUCUUCCAGUUGGUGCGCCCUUGUUGCGAGCAAAACUGUUGCUUCCCUGUCUAAAUCAAUGUAUCUGACGGCUCGUUUCCAAGCAACAACUACAACGAAAAAUAAGAGAAGAACCUCUAAACGCAAUGCCUUUCAGUUAUUUAAGACAACCAUAAAUAAUGGGGAGCUCAUUGGGUGCUGAGAUUAGUGCAACAGCAAACCCGUCCUGCCGGGGUAUCUCAUACUGUUGCACCGGUUGGGAGUCGGUCGGGUCGGGGGGGUCGGUCCGGGGAAGUGUAUAGGUAGAUUAACACUUUGUUAGCCGGUGGUUUGCGAUUUGUGAAACGAUUAGCGUUAUUCUGGGGAUUAUCUCUGGUUAUUUAGGUUGAAAUGUGGCCCCUCUUUGGAGGUUGGUUGGUUGGCCAGGGUCUGCAACCAUCAUCACAAGAUCUUACACGCGUCUUGGCUUCGUGGGUGACAUAGGUUUGGCUGGCGUUGAACGCAAAAUAUUAAAUCGAAUUCAAAAUCGCGAUCGGAAUUCUUGGUCGGAUCCGGAAUCGGUCCUCCGGAUGUCCGAAUUUUGUUUCUGAAUUUCGAUUCCCCAUUUCGACUUCAAAUUCCGAUUUCAAAGUCCAGACAUCGAUUCCAAAUUUCGUUUUUCGCAUUCCGACGUCGAGUUUCGACAUAUAAUUCCGAUUUCGAUUUCGAACUCCGCACUCCAGCUUCGAACUUCGAUUUUCAACUUCGAACUCUGAUUUUGAACUCCAAAUUUCGACUCCGAAAACCGAUUUCGAACUUCGAAUCCAGAUGCCAAAUUACGACUUCGAAUUCCGAUUUAGAAUCCCGAGAUCCGAUUUCGAAUCCGGAUUUCCGAUUUCGAACUCUGAAUUCCUGCUCCGAAUUCCGACUUCGAGCUUCGACUUCCGAUUGAAACUGCGAAUCCCGACUCAGAAUUUCAAUUUGGAACUUCGAAUUCCGAUUUCGAACGCGGAUUUUCGAUUUCGAACGCGGAUUUUCGAUUUCGAACUCCGACUCCGAGUUCCGAUUUCGAACUCGGAAUUCCAGCUCCGAAUUAUACAAUUUUAGUUUUCGAAUCUGAAUUCUAAUUUCGAUCUCCAAGUUCCGACUAUGAGUCCACCUCCGAACUCCAAAUGUCGGCUUCGAAUGCAGAUUUCGAACUUUAGCUCCGAACUCCAAUUUCGAACUCCGAAUGCCGACUUCAAAUUCCGAUUUCGAACUCCGACUCCGAUUUAUAAUUUCGAAUUGCAACUACGACUAUAAUACCGAAUUUCAAUUUAUGAUUUCGAUCUCCGAAUUCCGUUUUUGAAUCCCGAUUUCGAACUACAAAAUCCGACCAUGAAUUUCGAAAUUCUAGUAUUGAGGUCCGACUCUCGAACUUCAAAUUCCGAAUUACGACUCAAAACUCCGCGAUUCGAGUCCGAGUUCUAAUUUCGAACUCCAAUUCCGAAGUCUGCCUCCGAGCUCCAAUUCAAAUUUCCGAAUUUCGGCACCGAAUUCCAUUUUCAAAUUCCGAUUUCAAACUUCUAAUUCAAAUUCCAACUCAGAACAUCAAUUCCAAAGCCCAAUACCGAAUUCCAGUUCCGGAUUCCAACUCCGAAUUUCAGCUCCGAAUUCGAACUUCGUACUCUGAAUUCCAACUCCGAAUUCCAUCUACGAACUCCAACUUCGAAUUGCGACUCCGAAUUCCAACUUCGAAAUCCAACUCCGAAUUUGAACUUUGAAUUACAACUCCGAAAUCCAACUUCAAAUUUAAGUCCCGAACUAUUCCAACUCCGAAUUUCGCUUUUUGAUUUCGAACUCAGAAUUCCGAUUUGGAAUUCGAUAUCCGACUUCGAACUCUGAAUUCCGGCUUCGAAUUUCGAAUUCGAAUUCCGAAUUUCAACUCCGAUUUCCAACUCCAAAUUCCAACUCCGAAUAUCGACUCCAAAUUACAAAUCCGAGUUCCAACUUUGACUUCCAAUUCAGAAUUCCAACUUCAAAUUCCAACUCCGAGCUCCAACUCCGUAUUCGAACUCGGUAUUCCAAUUCCGAAAUUCAGCUCCAAAUGCCAACUCCAGUUUCCAACUUCGUAGCCCAAUUCCGAAUUCCAGCUCAUUCCAACUUUGAACUCCAACUUCGAAUUCCAACUCCGAAUUCCAACUCUGAAUUCCAACUCCGAAUUUAAACUUCGAAUUCCAGCUCCGAAUACCAUCUCCGAACUCCAAUUCCGAAUUGCGACUCCGAAUUCCAACUUCGAAUUGCAACUCUGAAUUCCAACUUCGAAAUUCGAACUCCUACUCCGAGUUUCGAUUUCGAACUCCGUCUCCGAAUUCCGAUUUCAAACCACGAAUCGGAUUACGAAUUUCGGUUUCGAGCUCCGGACUUUCGAACGCUGAACUACGAUUUAGAAUUUCCAUUUCGAAUGGCUAAUUAUAAAUGUGAGUUCCCAUUUCGAACUUCGCCUCCGAAUACCGAUUUCGAACUACGACCCUGAACUCGAACUCGAAUUCCGGUUUCGAACUCCAAUUUCGAAUCCGAAUUCUAAAUUACGACGCCGAAUUCCAAUUUCAAGCUCUAGCUCCGAAUUCUGACUUCGAAAGCCGACUCCGAGUUUCGAUUUCGAACCUCAACUCCGAAGUCCUAUUUUAAAUCCCGAAUCGGAUUACGAAUUUCGAUUUCGUGCACCGAAUUUUCGAACUAUGAAUUCAGAUUUCGAUUUCAAACGGCGAAUUCAAAAUCCAAAUUCCCAUUUCGAACUCUUAAUUUUGAUAUCAAACUUCGAAUUCCGAAUUUAAACCCCGAAUUUCGAUUCUCAUUUCGAGCUCAGAAUUUUGACGUCGAAUUUCGAUUUCGAACUCCGACUCCAAAUUCGAAUUCCGAUUCCGAGCUUUGAUUCAAAACUCUGAAUUUCAACUUUUAAUUCCGACUCCGAAUGCCAACCAUCGAAUUACAAUUUCGAACUCCUUCGAAUUCCGAUUUUGAACAUCGAAUGUCUCCGCUUUCCGAAUUUCGAACUUCGACUCCGAAUGCGAACUUCGGUUACGUACUCGGAAUUCCGAUUUCGAACUCGAAUUGAAAACUCCGAAUUUCGACUUCGUAUUCCGAACGCCAACUCCGAAUUCUAAUUUGGAACUAAGUUUUCGAAUUCCAAAAAAACUUCGACAGCGAACUCGGAAUUCCGAUUUCUAACUCUGAUUGCAAACUCCGAAUUUCGACUUCCAAUUCCUACCUUCGAACUCCGAACUCCGAAUUCCAAUUUGGAACUACGAUGAGGUUAGGUAUUUCGUGAUGAAAACAAACCAAUUUCCUUUGACUUAAGUUUGCUUCUAUGGUUGUAGAUGAGCUGUCAGAAAUCUUAAUACUGUUUCAAAGCAACCACAGCUUUUCAGGCAGCCUACUAGGACCUGUUAGUUGGUCUGCUACAGAGUUGACCACUUGUGCUGAUUUCGUUUUUGAAUCAGAAUCGCUCUAGGUUCGAUCGUAACUGUCAUAUGAAUUUUGGUAACAUUAGAACGAACCAUCAAGAGCACCUCGAAUCCAAAACCGAAAUCAGCAUUAAACAAGUGUUUUCUUUUCGUGAGAAAAUCGAGUUUAAAAAGAAAGCUCUUAUUCACUUCCAUCGCCAGCAAUUUUCCUUUUACCAUCAAUUACCGCGUUCUCCAUUUGUGUUGACAGAGCAGUGUCAAAACACUUGUUGAAUCAAGUUCACUGGCAGCUACCGGAUUUCCCCCCUCCCAUUGAACAAUGUGUCCUUGUCAGUUCUUCCAAUAUUAAGCACGGCAUUGGAAUCGACGGAGCUGGCUAUAAAAGCCAGGAAAGAACGGGCAUAUCUCAUUUAUUGUUUCCUUCCGCGCCUUGACUUCAUCAGCUGUUUCUAACCAGCGCAAGCGAGCGAACGAGGGGAAACUGAGACAGACAAUAAAAAAAACUAACGACACCCAUUUAUUUAUCCGUCCAUCAUUUCAAACAUUUCAUUUUCCCUCUUUCAUAGAUAUACACAGCUCUGCAUGGCUUUGCUGCGUGCUUGCACUGGCUUUAUAUAGAUGGCUGCCGGAAGUAGCUUUGAGUGUACUUUACCAGCUGUGUCAGUGUGCUUUUCCGUUCGUUUUAUGCUUGACGUUAUUUUUCUCUCAAAAACUAACUAAAUUUUCCCUAAAAAAAAGACCAUCAGUUCUACCACAAAUGGGCACUGUUGACCGAUCCGGAGGAUUUAGUUUCCGGUCCGAAGGGUUACCUGAAAUGUGACGUCGGCAUCAUUGGCAAAGGUGACACGGUGAAAGUUCCUCCCAAAUCCGAAAAGGAUCCCGAUGAUAUUGAGGCCAACCUUCUACUUCCGGAUGGAGUUCCCAUCGAGCGGCAGCGAGCCAAGUUCAUCGUCAAAAUCUACCGAGCCGAUGGUCUUCCGCGGAUGAACUCGUCCAUCAUGGCGAACGUUAAGCGGGCUUUCACUGGUGAGACCAAGGAUCUUGUUGACCCUUACGUGCAAAUUUCCUUCGCCGGACUAUCCGGCAAAUCCAGCGUCAAGAAAGCCUCCUACAAUCCAGUUUGGAACGAGCAGCUAGUGUUCACGGAGAUGUUUCCACCCCUCUGCCAACGGAUCAAAAUUCAACUGCGGGACGCAGAUCCUAUGAAGCCUUCCAUCAUCGGAACGCAUUACAUCGACCUAAAGCAGAUCUCCAACGAUGGCGAGAAAGGAUUCCUUCCCACGUACGGUCCUUCGUUUGUGCACCUGUACGGAUCGACCAGGGAUUACAACCUGCUGGACGCGAACACCAAUCUCAACACUGGUCUCGGGGAAGGGGUCAGCUACCGUGCACGUCUUCUAAUAGCCAUUCGAACCGAGAUCACCGAUAAUAUCGAGCUGCUUACGGAUAAAAAUGUGGAGCUCGAAACAACGCUACCCAUCUCCGAGUCAUCGUACUGCAAAAACGAUGACUUCUUCCUGUUCGGCAGCGUCCUGGAAGCGUCGAUGAUCGACAAAAAGGUUUGCGACCGGCCGGUUUACUUCGAGCUGAGCAUCGGCAAUGCCGGCAAUUCGCUGGACGGACACAACGAAAGUGCGGCCAACCUGAGCGAUGAAGAUGAGCUGGAAGCCGUGGAUACGACCUCGUUCAGUAGUACUACAAGUGCCUCGAAGCCGAUCUCGCACGAUAAGAACCACUUCUUCCUGCCGUACUGGGACAACAAGCCGUGUAUGGAUGUGCGGUGUUCGUUUCCGGAUCUACGGCGGCGGAUGUACAACAGUAACAUGAUCGCGAAAAUUACCGAUCGCAUGGAGAUUGGGUUGGCGGAGACUAAUUUGCUGAUUGAAGACGAGGACCCUACGGCGGAAGUGAAGUUGCGGGCGGUGCUGGAGGAGGUAGCCACCAGUUGUAAUCGGUACGUGACGAUAACGAAGGGAGCGCUGGUUGGUCCCGGUACGGGAAAGACAAAGCUGGACAAGGAACGGAUGAAGCUUUGUCUGCGGGAGGUGGAAUCGAUUGGGAACAUGUCGCGGAACUUGCGAGCUUUGGUUACGAAGAGUUCGAUGAAGGAACGGUACAAAACGGCACAGACCUAUUUCAGUAAGCUGCGGUUUUUGGUGGAUGAUCCGCAGCAUGCGUUACCGGAUGUGUUCAUCUGGAUGAUUGCGAAUGGGAAAAGGGUCGCAUAUCAUCGGAUACGGGCAAGGGAUCUGAUCUAUUCGACGACGGAGGAAGAAAAUGGGAUAUACUGCGCGAAAGUACAGACGAUUUUUCUGAAGUUACCGGGGAAGCUGUCGGAAGGCCCAGCUGGCUGGCAGGUUCGGGCGAAGUUACACAUCUACCUCUGGUUGGGAGUGUUGAAGCACAAGAAAUCAUUUUUCUCCGGGCUUCCUCGUGGCUUUGAACUUUCGUACGAACUGAAAAAUUCCGAUAAACCGAACGUCCCCGCACCGUCGGAUAUUCGGUAUGUGGAGAAACACGUAUUCCAGAUGCGAUCGCACGUCUACCAGGCUCGAUCGUUGAUUGGCUCGGAUGCGUCCGGGUUGAGCGAUCCGUACGCUAUCGUCUACGUGACGGAAUUUUCGAGAACGACACAGGUGAUCGAGGAGACACUGAGUCCGACUUGGGACGAAUUGCUGCUGUUCGAUGAGAUUGUGAUAUACGGAGCGAAGGACGAAAUCAAGAAAGACCCACCGACGAUUGUGAUAGAUAUCUACGAUCAGGACAAGGUCGGCAAGUCCGAGUUCAUCGGUAGGGCCGUGGCCAAGCCCAGAAUUAAGCUGAAAGACAAUCACUAUUCGAAUCCGGUUCUGGAGUGGUUCGAAGUCGUCCGGGGACUGGACAAUGCGGGGGAGCUGUUGGCUGCCUUCGAAAUGCUGGAGCUAGGUUCGGAUGAUAUUCCACGGCUAACGGAUCCGAAGUAUAUUGCAACCGAGUUUCGAGGAGAUAAAAUGGGACCUUCAACGAUGACGAUUCUUCCGGUGCCGCGGGAGGUACGACCGAAUCUCGCACGCUUCCGAAUCGAGGUUCUGUUUUGGGGGUUGCGCGAUGUGAAGCGGGUUCAUUUUAUGACCGUGGAUAAGCCUAGAAUCGAUAUCGAGUGUUCCGGGAAGAUCCUGAACUCCAGCAUAAUUCAGAAUGCGAAAAAGAAUCCUAACUUUUCCAACAUGCUCAAGUUUUUGGAUCUGGAACUCCCACUGGAGGAGCGAUACGCUCCACCUAUCACGAUUCGAGCCGUUGAUUGUAGGUCCUUUGGGCGGUACACUUUGGUUGGUACCCAUCAAAUAACCUCGAUCCACAAGUAUAUGCACCGAGCUCCACCGAAGGAUGAAACUAGACGCAUGAACCAGUGUGGCCAGAUAGUGCUAUCGAAUAAGCAGAACGACUUGAUGACGAUGAACACCAACUUGCCCAAUGAGAGUUCCAUGAUGAAGUCCAUAUCCGGGGACAGUCUCACCUUGUACGGAGCAGCCUGCGUUAGUAAGAUUGCCAAAGGCAAAAAGACCAAGAAAAAGCUAGAACACGAGGACACCUUCGACACGGAUGACGAUGACGAAUCGAGCAAAGAUUGGUGGACUAAAUAUUUCCUCUCGUACGAGAAGCUAAUAGAAUCAUCCAAACCAUCAGCAAGUUUUCGAGGCUUGGAAAACCACGUGGCAGUAGCCACCGAAGGUGGUAAAAAACUUGGCGUUAAAACCUCGAAGCUCGUGUCAAAAUUAAGUCCAAAAUCGACUCCGAAAAAGAUAGUCAACCCGAACACCGCUACCUGCCAAAUCUACCCCGGUGAGUUGGAGUCCCUCCCGGAGUACAAUAACUUCAAAGAGUGGCUACUAUCGUUCCCGCUGUACCGCGGUAAGAAAACCGGCGACAGUACCGAAGACGAGAACCGAAUCGUAGGGUUCUUCAAGGGAGCGAUCAAGGUGUACAAACUGCCGAUCGAGAAGGGUAUGGAACCGGCAUUCGCGCCAACCCUUCCCCUGAACGACCCCAUCCACGUGCUGGUUCGGGUGUACGUUGUGAAAGCGACCGAUCUGCAUCCGAUGGAUCUGAAUGGAAAGGCAGAUCCGUACGUGGUGCUACAGCUGGGCAGUAAGCGAGUCUCGGACAAGGAGAACUACGUUAGCAAACAGCUGAAUCCGGUUUUUGGCAAGUGUUUUGAAAUCGAAGCAACGUUCCCGCAGGAUUCGAUGCUUACGGUGCAGAUAUACGACUGGGAUCUGGUGGGAUCGGAUGAUUUGAUUGGUGAGACUAGGAUCGAUCUGGAGAAUCGGUUCUACAGCAAGCAUCGGGCGUUGUGCGGUAUUGCCGCACGCUACGAAGACACGGGUUACAACCAGUGGCGCGAUCCGAUGAAACCAACGCAAAUAUUGACGAAGUUAUGCAAGGAAAAUAAACUGGAACCACCGCAGUACCUGCAGGAUCGGGUCACAAUUGGAAGGUACUGUUUUACUUUUACCAAUGAAGAAAUUCAAGCGUGGAACAGUCCAACGACUUGCAAGUUUCGGGAUGAACACCUAGCACUGGCCGUUCUGCAUCGAUGGGAAGAGGUUCCUCGAGUUGGUUGUAAGAUCGUCCCUGAACACAUCGAGUCUCGAUCGCUGUAUAGCAACGACAAGCCCGGAAUUGAACAGGGUAAGCUGGAGAUGUGGGUCGACAUGUUUCCAAUGGAUAUGCCUCUACCGGGACCUCCCGUCGACAUUUCUCCUCGAAAGCCGAAAUCGUACGAGCUGCGGAUCGUUAUCUGGAAUACGGACGACGUUGUACUGGAAGAUGAUGCCUUCUUUACCGGCGAGAAAAUGUCCGAUAUCUACGUGAAAGGCUGGCUAACCGGUCCCCAGGACAUCCAAGCUACGGACAUUCACUACCGCUCGCUAACCGGCGAAGGCAACUUCAACUGGCGGUUUAUCUAUCCUUUCGAUUACCUAGCGGCGGAAGAGCGGAUAGUACUGUCUCGUAAAGAGUCACUGUUUAGUUGGGAUGAAACCGAGGUUAAGAUCCCCGCUCGCCUAGAACUACAGGUCUGGGACGCAGACCACUUCUCCGCAGACGACUUUCUGGGGGCGAUCUCGCUGAAUCUGAAUCGUUUCCCGCGGGGGGCGAAGUCUUCCAAACUGUGCACCCUGGAGAUGCUUAAGACCGAUAACGUCCCGAUGGUGAACAUCUUCAAGCAGAAACGGGUUCGCGGCUGGUGGCCGUUUUUUAUUAAGAAGGAAAAUGACGAGAUGGAACUGACCGGGAAGGUGGAAGCGGAGAUUCAUCUGCUGACGAAGGAAGAGGCGGAGAAGAAUCCGGCCGGGUAUGGCCGAAACGAACCGGAUCCGCUGGAGAAGCCCAACCGACCGGAUGCAUCGUUCAUGUGGUUCCUAAAUCCGCUCAAAUCGAUCCGGUACAUCGUCUGGCACAACUACAAGUGGCGUAUCAUCAAGGGUCUCAUCAUCAUCGGGCUGGCCAUCCUGCUGCUGCUGUUCUUCUACGCCAUUCCGGGCUACUCGGUGAAGAAAAUGCUUGGAGCGUAAGCGUAAGCGCUUCGAUUAUAUUAUUCAUCUCCAUCAGCUGUACACAAACAAGACUGUUGCUUUUUCCCGGAAUUCGAGCGGAAUUUACCCAACCUAGGCGCGGGAGCUCGACAUAGAUUUUUAUUUUGAUUUUGCUAAGAAAAAGUAGAAGUGAUUGACAUCGAAUCGUUUUGCAUAUCAGUAUUAGACCACCAAGAAAAACAAGAUUUUAACAUUGUAGUUUGGAAUUUUCGAUCUAAUCGCUCUGGAAAACAAAUCUCGACAAACAUAUGAUUACGGCCUAAAAGCCAACUGUCAAAAUCCACUUUGAAUGGAAAUUCCAGAAAAACCGUUACUAGUCGAACACAGUUCACAACAGUUUAUGAAAGAAUAAACUUUUUUCUUUCGUUUACUUCCAACAUCUGUGAUUGGCGUGUAACGGUUUGUCCGGAAUUUCCAUUCAAAGUGGAUUUUGACAGUUGGCUUUUAGGCCCUAAUCAUAUGUUUGUCGAGAAAUAGUUGAAUGUAGCCCAAUUUAUCGUGUAAAUAGAAAAAAUCUCUUUUCCAAGUAUUUAUUAGAACAUUCUUUUAAGCUAAACACAAAAUAAGAUUUCCAUAUUGUUACAAUCAAAUGUAUUUAUUCUAAAACUCAAGUUGGUGAAAAUCAUCAAAGAAACAAAUAUUUUCCUCGACCUUUUCCAAACUGUGAGCGGGCUCUUUACUAGCGAUUGUAGUUAGAAAAAGUGUAUAAAACUCACACAUACACGCGCACACAAACAGACAAGUACAGAGACCCUGUCACACAAACACACCAUUGUGAAGUAUCCCUCAUAUCAGCUCAAAUCACGAGCUUCGAUUCAGACCAAUCAAAAUAGCAGCUAUUUAUUUAUAUACAAUUAUUGUAAAACACAACAUACCCACAGAUACUAUUAUGGUAAACAAAUGAGAAAAGACACCCACCCGGAACAUUGGAAUGUAAAUGGAAUUUCCAGUCGUAUAUAGGCGUGAUAGUCAUAAGCUGAUUGUUAUUGUUAGAAUACUUUUCUGUUGGUUAAAUUAUUUGCUGCAAAGACAGAUCUUUUAAAUAAAUUUUAUCUCUAGUUAAUGGGAAUAUGUCAAAAAAUAAUCACAACUCGAAUACUUUCUAUAACAACAAACAAAACAAUUAAGCCUUGAAGAAUUGAAAGAUUGCUCUAUUCUUGUUAUGAACUGAAACGUUUAAAGUUGUGUUCUGUUUUAGGUUAGCAUCUCUCCGAUCUUUUUGACGCUAAGGGUUUCUUUUGCCUACGACAUUCUGUAUUUUUUGAUAGACAUGUACAUUUCUCCAAGUUUGAUCAAAUUUUUUGUACUAGUUCAAUACGAAUCAAUCAUUUUUUCGACAUAGGCAAGUCAAGGAUGAGCAAAGAUAACUAUACUGAACUGUCAAAAUCGGAUCAAUCCAAGCAGGCACUGGCGAUGGCGAUCGCUACCUAAAAAAUACGGAAAAUCUGCCAGCAUGUUGUUAACUUAUUUGAUUUGAUUCUUUGCUCAUCUGUGAACUAAAAUAAUUCUUUAAAAAACAGUAGCUACGCUCAUAUAUAUUCUUAAGCAUUCCACAAACGACUAAAGAUUCUAAUAUUCAACGGUCUCUCUUCAAUUUACAACCUAACGCAUGAAUGUCAACACCAAACACGGAAAGCAUUCCUCGAAGAAAAAAGAUUUAGCCACCUUGUUGAAAUUUUAAAGUAUAAAGAAGGAUUUUUCUCUAUAAAUCAAAUAGCGAAACAUAAUUUGUUACCUAAACUAAGAUAUUCAACAUUUUAACAUACACGAACACAUCUACACAGACAAGAAAAACACAUUGAAAAAAAUAAAUUGAACUAUGAAACGCAACCCA
Messenger RNA from Topomyia yanbarensis, 10974 nucleotides. RefSeq names its product otoferlin-like. Lineage: Eukaryota; Metazoa; Arthropoda; Insecta; Diptera; Culicidae. The coding region runs from base 4548 to 9119 and encodes 1523 amino acids. The record is from RefSeq and is a predicted model, not a curated record. Gene Ontology annotation, cellular component: membrane. Gene Ontology annotation, biological process: plasma membrane organization. The transcript has 8 exons.